AUGGGGAAGCCGAAGCCCAACAAGCCCAAACCACCGCCGAGUGGGCGGACCAACUGCGCAUCAUGCAUCGUCGCAACCGUUUUCCUGAUCUUCGUCAUCAUAGUCAUCCUCAUUGUCUACUUCACCCUCCUCUACGCCGGGAGUCAGGUGGGUUUCAUGUACAUCCCGGCCGGAAAAGUUAACGCCGGCGGGAGCCAGUACAUGGCGGCGAGUUUCGCGGUUCAGUCUUUCCCGCUUUUCACGAACCAGCCGAUGACUUAUGGAGAUCGAGUCCAAGUUGGAAAUGGCGGGUCGGGUUCGGAUCUUGCAUAUCUUUACCCACCAUCUUUAUGCUAG
Messenger RNA from Oldenlandia corymbosa var. corymbosa, 336 nucleotides. NCBI's taxonomy places the organism in Eukaryota, Viridiplantae, Streptophyta, Magnoliopsida, Gentianales, Rubiaceae. The record is from the annotation of a GenBank genome assembly.